AUCGUUCAAUACAUAAAUCAGCAUUUUUCACAGUAUGUCGUCAGGUGAUACGCAAGCCAAGGGAUGGAAUUGUACAUCCUACCCGGCCUUGGUAGCAAACCCUGAUAUUGGAGGUAUCGGAAUAAUAUUGACAUUUGUUAUUUCAGUAUAUCUAACUCUAAUAUGCUGUGUGGCCAAAGCUAGAAUCGAUCAUCUCCGUUCUCCAAAUGAAAAUACACCCAAACUGGAUAUUUGGUCAUUUACCCUUAAAAAUUUGAUCCUAAAUUUCAGCGACCAACAAGUCGUUUUAGGAAUCGCGGUUCUCAUAGCAGGAGUAUCUCAAUUACCUUCGGGACUUGAUUCUUAUCACUGGCAAACGGUAUUAAACCUGGCUUGGUUUUCAAGCUUUACACAUGUAUUGACUCUUACAGCUUUAAGGGCGGAGAACUACUCUAACAAUAAGAACAAAGCCAUUCGUGUAAUUGCUAUGGGAGUUCUAGGUGUUAUACUAAUGUGUAUGGUGCAUAACUGCUGGAUGGGUCAGUGGAACUGUAAUAGACGUAUCUUUAGAUACAACUGGACUUAUGUUGUGCUCGCUUUUGUCACACUAGUUUUCAGUUACACAACACGGGCAUUAUUGUUAUACUUUGAAAGUAUUGGUCAAGCGAUGACGUUGAUGGCCAAAUUUCUAUGGCUUGAUAGUUUAGCCGGCCUCUUCGGGAUCACAAAUAUGAAAUCAAUAGGAUCAAGAUUAAAUGGGAUGGGAAGGCAAAAGUGGAGCUAUAGACUUUUACGAUCUCUGUAUGCAAUAUCUUUUGCCUGUAGGCAGACCUUUGACUCAACGAUAUGGGAGCCGGGAUGGCUCUCUUUUGCUCUUGUUUGGGGCACAGUUCGUAUCUUUACUAUUCGAGAUCUUCCCAAUUCUCAAGACAAUCUGGAUUCGUCCGAAUCAACGUCUGCUAUACUUUCGGAAGAGAAUGAUUGGGGAUUUGGACAAGUACUUGGCUUAUCACUUAUGAUCUUACCACUAUUAAAAGCAUACUCGUCCCCUCGGGAUGCGACGUCUCCACGAAAGAAAAUUUUCACUGAUGCACAAGCAUCAUCUGAUACCUCUAGUGAUUACGGCAGAUUGCCAUUAUCCAUUGAUCUGUCCCAGACCUACACUUCAACCUCAACCAAUCUGCAGAAAAGUCAAGUCAGGAUCGAGAUCGAGAUCGAAAAUGAACUUUGGUUCCGAAAAAUAAUUUACAUCAUUUAUCUCCUCUCAGUAGGUACUGGAGGAAUGACAAUAUUUAUAAGCCUAUUCGAAGUUCCAUCCUUUCUAGGCUUAGGAGUCUUCCUAAUAUAUCUUGAAUGGAUGUUUGUUGAUCUUUUCGUAUUGUGGUUGGCGAUAUUAAUAUUCAUAGAUCAUGAUAUUCAAAAGAAUUUGACGAAGAGCUGGAUUGGGAAAGUAAUGAACAAGAUGCCGUGGUUUUGGUGGUGCCUUUUUGUGCCUUUCUUGGUUACAUUGUGUUUUGUAGUUUGGCUUGUGAGUGUUUUUCUACUUAUAAAAGGAUUGGAGAUAAUUGCACAUAAGAGUUGGGAGUCUCAUUCGAGGAAAUUGAGGGGGGUAAAAAUGAUUAGUACAAGAAUGUACGAGGUGGAAGAUCAAAUCAACAAAUAUGUGUAUUCCAGAUUGGCCGCUAUAAAGCCUCGAUUUCUAUACGAUGUUUUGAUUAGAUUUUGCUUAGAUGGAAUUCAGUAUAUAAGAUAUGUCUAUUCACUAUACACAUAG
Molecule: messenger RNA, 1753 nt
Organism: Botrytis porri
Lineage: Eukaryota; Fungi; Ascomycota; Leotiomycetes; Helotiales; Sclerotiniaceae
Exons: 6
Coding region: 35-1753 (572 amino acids)
Source: RefSeq, a predicted model, not a curated record